Messenger RNA from Rattus norvegicus (Norway rat), 1867 nucleotides. The record is from RefSeq and is a predicted model, not a curated record. NCBI's taxonomy places the organism in Eukaryota, Metazoa, Chordata, Mammalia, Rodentia, Muridae.
AGUCUCUCUUCCGUUGGUGGUAGUGUAUCCCCAGAUGAUAGUAGUAUUACCGAUAGAGAGAGUUCAGGAGUUCCAGGCCAGCCCAGGCAACAUAACAAGACCUCACCUCAAAAACAAGGCUGAAACCUAACAAAACCCACACAGACCUAUUUCACUCCUCUAAGCGGAACUUAGCAUAUCACAGAAUAUUUGACUUCACUGAGGGCACCAGCACUUUCAGACACAUAGGUCUAGUGGGGGGGGGUGAGAUUAGUUAGAUUUCUGGGCCCCUCCCUGACUGUUGUUCCCCACUAUUUGGCUCCUUCAACUCAGCCACAAACAGCAAUGAGGUAGUUGAUGCAUGCUGCAAACAGAGACCCGCCAGGCCCAAGGGGGCGCCCUUUUGCUUGGGGAAACGGAAGGGCAGUGGCGCCCUCUAGCGACUGCGUUUGUAGGAGUGGAAAAUUCCAGAGCGUCCGUUGCAGAGCAGGGUGACUGGAAGCCCUUACAAGCAAGGCGACGUCCUAGGGUACCCUGAAUCGAAGGUCCGAACCCCAUUGUCACCCUCUGCCCUAUCCCUGCCCUUCUCAGGCUUUUGUGACCAAGACUGAGCAACAUGCAACCCACGGGUCCUGAGGGUCCACGCGCGCUCAGCUUGAGGCCUCUGGGGCACCGGCUAUCCCUGUUGGGGGUGUUACUUAUAAUUCCGUCACUAUGGGUAACCUGCAACCAGACUACUCCGAGCCUCUCCAGUGCUCCGACCUCACCGGGAGCCUCCAGUGCCAUGACCACUCCAGGCAUUCCUAAUGACACAACUACGUCAGGCGUGACCAGUGACCCUCGCCUUCGAGAGCAAGCACUGGCCCUGAUGCGAGACUUCCCACUUGUGGAUGGCCACAACGACCUGCCUCUGCUCCUGAGAGAACUUUUCCAGAACAAGCUGCAGGAUGUGAAUCUGCACAAUUUCACCCGUGGCCAGACCAGCCUGGAUAGGCUCAGGGAUGGCCUUGUGGGUGCCCAGUUCUGGUCAGCCUACAUCCCAUGCCAAACCCAGGAUCGGGAUGCCGUGCGCGUAGCCCUGGAGCAGAUUGACCUCAUCCGACGCAUGUGUUCUGCUUACCCGGAGUUGGAGCUUGUGACCUCAGCUGAUGGUCUGAAUAGCACUCAGAAGCUGGCCUGCCUCAUUGGACUAGAGGGUGGUCACUCACUGGACACCAGCCUCGCUGUGCUGCGCAGUUUCUACGAGCUAGGAGUCCGCUACCUGACACUUACCUUCACGUGCAGCACACCCUGGGCAGAAAGUGCCACGAAAUUCAGACACCAUUUCUACACCAACAUCAGCGGGUUGACGAGCUUUGGAGAGAAAGUAGUGGAAGAAAUGAACCGCAUAGGUAUGAUGAUAGAUUUGUCCCACGCCUCAGACACCUUAGUGAAGCAAACCCUGGAGGCGUCUCGGGCUCCUGUGAUCUUCUCCCAUUCAGCGGCUAGAUCAGUGUGUGACAACUUGCUGAAUGUUCCUGAUGACAUACUGCAGCUUCUGAAGAAGAAUGGUGGCAUUGUGAUGGUGACACUGUCCAUGGGGGUGCUGCAGUGCAGUCUGCUUGCUAAUGUGUCCACUGUAGCAGAUCAUUUUGACCACAUCAGGACAGUCAUUGGAUCUGAAUUCAUUGGGAUUGGUGGAAGCUAUGAUGGGUCUGGAAGGUAAACAGGAAUUCCAUUCGUGUACCACGCCCUUGCCCAGAAGAUCUGUGUUCCCUCAGGGGCUGGAGGAUGUGUCUACAUACCCAGUGCUCUUAGAGGAGUUGCUGAGACGAGGCUGGGGUGAACAAGAGCUUCAAGGUGUCCUUCGAGGAAACCUGCUUCGGGUCUUCAGACAAGUGGAACAGGU